AUGAAUUAAAAUUAUAUUGACCAAGCCUAUUUGACUAAGGUUUAGUAUUCAAUUUAUUUACCUAGAAAUUCUAUAGAGCAUUCGGAAACUAUUUUGGACCUCAUACUUCAACACCAAGUUUGGCAUCGGAAUAUUUAUCAUCAACAAGGACUCAGACAUCCAAUUUGAACAAAUAAAACAGUUUAGCAAAACCAAUUACAACUCCUUAAAAUGUGAAUAAACCAAUAAAUUUGAAUUCUGUUCGAGUAAAAACAUAGACUCAACAUAUUUCUAAAUAACAGCCAUAAGCUCAUCAUAUAAAAAGUUUAUCUUCAGACUUAAAGAAUUUACAUCAAUAGAAAAGAUUCAAAUAAGAGAGGAUGAUAUUGUAUACUGAAUCUGAACAGCAUCCUUUUUUGAUUAUAUAAAAAAAGGCAAGGGAAUUAAGAAAAAUGGAAUCCAGAAAAAGUACUUUGCCUUCAAUUUAAACUGAAUCUUAACAUAGUGCCAGAUUGCCAGAGAUACCUCCAUUGCUCUAAAUCCCAAUAAUAUAAAUUACAGAACCAUUAGAGUAGCAUUCAUCAAAAGGCUAAGACUACGAAUCAGAUAAAGAUGAUGAUUCUUAGGAAGAAGAUGAUGUCCCUUAGGGGUUAAAAAAGAUGAAGAAACUUUCUGUUAGACUCAAAUUCAAAAAUGCUGUCUAAUCUCAAGUUUCCACACUUUUUAUCAAUAAACAAGUAAACAUUGCUACAACUAUCUUAGCCUAAAUCACUCUUUAAUGUGAUAAUAUCCCCUGAAUUCACCCUCAAGCAUGAAGAAGAACGCUAAAAAAUAAGUGAUGCUUUUGAGGCUGGCAACUUUAUAUUAUAUAAAGCAAAAUAAUUUCAACAGAAAUAAGUAACUUAUAAGAAAAAGUUAUUUGUCAACUAAUUAAAUAUUAAGCAUGCUCAUAAGAUGAAUAAUAUUGUUAGUUCAUAAAUAGCUAAAUUAAAUACUACAAAUAAGGCAUUUCAAAGGAAAAUUAAAAUGAUUCUCGCUACAACCGAAAACAGCAAAGAAAUUGAGUAACCCUAGAGGUUUUCACUACUAUCUAAAUAUAAAAAAAGUUAAUUUGGUUAAUCAGGUAGUAAUGAACAUCUUGCCUAAGAUAUCAAUUUAAACAAAGAUUAAUUUACAAUUACUAUAACUAACGAUAAAUUAGAAAAUGAAAUUCAAAUUUUCAACAGGCCGAAAUUUAUUUAAAUAGAUUAAAUUAUUGAAGAGGCUUAAUAAGCAUAAUCUCCUCCUAAAUAAGCUAGCUCUCCUGGGAAAAGAAUACUUUAACAUUCUGGAUCUGCGCACUACUCUUAAAAACAUAUUAAUUUAAGGCAUUCCGUCUCUCAAUAAAUAAUUAAAGAGGAAUUAUCAAGUGUCUAGAGCAUUCCUAAUAUAGAAGAAAACAAUAAUCUAGAUUUUAAUUAAGAAUUCUCAAAAGUAAAUAAAUAUAUUAAUUUAUUUAAGUCUAAUUUAUAUGUCAGACUUUAUUAUCAAGGUAGAUUGCAUAAAUUGCCCAGAAAAACUACUUUUGUUGGUAUGAAUCUCCAAGAAAUUGAGGAUUAUUUUACUUCCCAGCAACAAUUGAUUAAGUUAACAAAUAUGUAUUUUAUCUUUGUAUAUUCAGAAACUUUUAAGCAACUGAAGUACCUGGAUUAGAAUAGAUUGGACCUACAUUAGAAUAAAAUUUAGACAUUCCUAAAUUCAUUAUUUACUAACCAAAAUUAUCCUUAAACUUUAACUUUGGUUCAACUGAAACAUUUUCUUCAAGUGAAUCAGUUUAAAGUUUAUCUUUGGAUUUACGUUUAGAAGAACCAAUUUAAAGUUUAAUUUUAAAUAAAUUUAGGCCAGGAUUAUAAUAAGACGACUACGAAAGUAAAAAGCUUAAUAUCAUUAAGUCGCUAAGCAAUUUGGAAGAAGAAAAGGAUGAAACAAUAUUUAUAGAGGAUGACUUAAAAAAUUUUAGAUGUAAUUUUUUAUGUUUAAGUUUAUAUCAGCCAUAUCAACUGGGUAGUUGACUGUUAUUAAGAAAGCCAAAAAUCAUUUUUUAUAACCACUUGAUCUUGUUUGCAUUUUAAGUACGCUAGAUCAAAACACGAAAAACUAAUUAUUAACGUUUCCUUAGCAAGCUAAACCUAUAAAUUAAGUUUUAGAUUCUAUUAAUACUGAUAAUGAUGGUUGGGCUUAUAAAUAAUUGGAAAAAUAUUAUGAUAAAUCAUUUUUAAAAAGGAGAGUAAUAGAUUAAUUAGCUAUCAGAUACGACUAAAUAUUAAUUGGGAGAUAUCAAGAUAAGGAAAAGGUUAUCGAUAUAGAACACCAGGAUUUAAUAGAGACUUUAUAAAAUCUACCUGAAAUUCCAAAAUUAAAAGAAGUAGAGAAUUAAUAAAAAAGUUAAAAGUCGUAACAACAAAACAAUUAGUAGCAUUAAUAACAAUAAUAAUAAGUAACCAAUUAAUAAAGUGCUAAAGGUGAAUAAUAGAUUAGAUAAAUAGUUAGCAUUAAAAAAAAUAUACUUAAUAAAAAAUAACUAAAAAAAAAUCAAACAUAAACAAUAAAUAUUCAACCAAAUUUAAGAACAAAAUAAACCAGUAAUUCACCAGAUCAAAGCAAUUCAAGAUUAACGAUGCAAUACUCUAAUUAACUAACCAAUUAACAUACUAAUUAAUAAACUCAAAAUAACAUUAUAACACAAUCUACUACCUAAUUUUUAACAAAACCCACCAACCAAUCGUAAUAAUCAGUCAACGUUUCAGGAACAAAAAUAAUACAAAAAAGUAAAUCAAAUGCAGAUUUAAGUGAAACUUCAUCCAUUAAAUCUUCAAAUAGCAAAUUAGAGAUCAGCUCACAGAAGAUAUUAGAAGUAGAUACUUAAAAGCAGUAAGCAAAAAUUUAACCAUAAAAUCUUGAAGUAGAGAACGAUAAAAAAAUCAAGCAUCAUAAAACAAAAUCAGAAAAUUUAAUCAAUAAGAUCUUUGAAUAGAAAGUAAAUACUUAUAUUUUUAUAUAUUAUCUCUUUAGAUAUCAAGUAUGCAAUAGCACUCAUUGAGAAUGAGAAGCCAUGCAGAGGAACAAACGAGAAGGCAGAAAUAUGAUCAAAAGUAUCAAGUAAAGUUUGCUAUAGAGGAUAAUAAUUAUUAGGAAGUAAAUAAAAACCUUAAGACAUUAGUUUUUGGAAAACUUUAAAUAGCUGCCAGAAAUGUAUACUGAUUACAGAUUCUAAAAAAAUGAAACAUUCUUAACUUUAGCCACUCAAAGUGGAAAUAAGGAUAUUGUCAAAGAACUGAUAAAGAGAGGAGCAGAUAUCAACAUAUAAAAUGUAUUUUUUUACUAAAAAAGGAUGAUGGAAACACCCCCUUGCAUUUGGCUAUAGCAUAUUCUCAUUUUGAUAUAGCUGACAUGCUCAUGUUUUCUGGAGCCUCUUCUCACAUUUUAAAUAAGUAGGGUAGGAAUGCGUGGAAUGUAAUAUGAGAAAUUUAUGUAUCUACUAUAAAUUUUGAAUCUAUAAUUUGUCACUAUGUUUGAUCUAUUUAGUAAUUAAUUAUAAACCCAGAAUUAUAUUAAAAAUAAUAUUGUUAACUUAAUGAAUAAAGGAGCUGAGAAGAAGAGAACCUCUUCAUUCAAUAAAUAAACAAUUAAUUAGAUAUGUGAUAGAUAUGAUACACAACAAAAACAAUUUUAUUGUCCUCAAUAAAGAAAAGAUGUCAAAAAUCUGAUAAACAAUCUAAAGUUGAAAUCAUCUUGUGCGAGUACCUCAGUUGUGAUUCCAUAAAAUGUGUCUUUGAAAAAUUUCUUAGCAGGUCUAACUCAUAAAUCUCCUAAAAAAUAAAUGAAGGAUAAUAGCAAAAAGACUCCUAGUACAUCUUUGCAUACUCCAACUGACUUUACAAUUAGAAAUACUGAGUAGCAAUCUGAGUUGAUAAAGUAAUAGUAAUCUAUAUUACAUUAAUAAUCUAAAUAAACUUCAUAUCGAUCUUUAUUAUAACGCAAUAAACAUAAUUAGUGGAUAGAUUUAAUUAAUCAGAAGAAUUCUAAUUACAUUCAAUAAGAUCAAAUAGCUUUAACUGAAUAUAAGUAAAGUAUUUACUAACUUAGUGCCUAAUUAGAUAUUUAGUCGACGAUUAAUUGUGAUUGGAAAUAUCCAUAUGCUUGCUACAAGGAAGAUAGAAAUCAUCGUGAAAUGCAAAUCAUAGAGAAUCUGGAAUUCAAUUGUUGGCUAGAGUAGAUGAGGACUCACUUAGAUUUGCGUAGAGCAUAAUGA
Molecule: messenger RNA, 4270 nt
Organism: Paramecium octaurelia
Lineage: Eukaryota; Ciliophora; Oligohymenophorea; Peniculida; Parameciidae
Source: the annotation of a GenBank genome assembly